AUCAUUUUGUAUAAACAUACGCAGUGUGAGGACGUUUGAGUUUGUAAAUUAAAUCAAAUAACAUGUAUUAUUGUUUUUAUUUGUGAAUUAUCAAACCCGCUAAAAUGAGUGACGGGAAUAGAAAAGUGCAGUAUUUGGUGACCUUUUUAGUGUCACUAGCCGCAGUGACGACAAGCGUGUCAUUCUCGUGGACCACCCCCGUUAUACCGAAGUUUCACAAUAACGAGACAACAUUAAAUGUUACCGAUAGUGAAAUAUCAUGGAUUGUGGCAAUGACGUCACCCGGCGUGUUCACAGGCAGUAUGGCGGCGCGUUUCACCUCCGAUAAAUUCGGAAGAAGAAUGACCAUAUUGAACAGUGCGCUUCCAUUUGCAAUUGGCACGAUAUUUGCCAUGACCGCCUACAAAUCUUGGAUGCUAUACGUAGCGCGAUAUUUUUGGGGCUGUGGUGCAGGGAUGGUUACUGUGGUAUCUUCAAUCUAUUUAGCUGAGAUAGCCCACAAGGAUAUCAGAGGCAGGCUCACUGUUAUAAACAGGUUUAUGUUUAACUUCGGAGCUCUUCUUGUACUGGCUGUUGGAUCCUUCGUGACAUUUACUGAACUAAACUAUUUACUCAUAGUAUUACCCGCUUUAUACUUUUUUGCUUGCUGGUGGGUACCUGAAACACCGUACUAUCAUCUUAAAGAAGGCAAUAUCGAUAAAGCUAAAAAGGAGCUGUUGAAAUUAAAUUAUUAUAAAAGUGAUAAGGAACUGCAAGAGAAAUUGAAUCAAAUGAACUCAGAUGUUAAGAAAGAAAUGAGUCGCUCUGGCUCUUUGAAAGAAUUAUUUGUUGGAAAACAGCAUAGAAGAGCACUCAUUAUUUCAUUAGGAUUAAGAAUAACUCAAGUUAUGGCUGGAACGAUACCAAUUAUGCAAUAUUUAGGACGCAUAAUGCAAGAAAGCAAAUCUGGAAUGGAAGUGUCUACAGCGUUGAUUAUAUUUGGUGUGGUACGAUUUAUCGUUGGUCUGGUGUCAUCUGCUGUCGUCGACAGAGUAGGACGGCGCCCUCUCCUCAUAUUUUCGUUUUUUGGUGCAGGCGUAUGUUUAGCGAUAGUUGGCAUCUAUUUCUACAUUCAAGAAGUUGUUGGUAUAGAAAAUGAAUCUUCAAGCUCCUUCCGCCACGUAGCCUUCAUCGGCAUCAUUUUAUUCAGUAUUGUUUCAACUUUCGGCUUCGAUACACUAAUCUUCGUUGUACCAGCUGAAAUUUUUCCUUUAAACGUUAAAUCUGUCGCCAUGACUACUUUAAAUAUUCUAGGGGCAAUACUUGCUUUCGUAGGUGUUAUAGGGUAUCAAACUGUUAAGGAUCUCUCAGGUUUGUAUGGAGUAUUUUGGAGUUUUGGCACAAUGUCUUUCAUUGGCGCUAUAUUCAGCUAUUUUGUAGUUCCCGAAACGAAGGGUAAGAAUUUACGUGAUAUACAAAUCGAACUGCAAGGAGAAAUUUACGAUGAUGAAAAACUAAAUCAAACGAUCUCAGAUGUUGAGAGGAAUGAAAAUGUUGAUGUUAAAAUGAUAAAUAUGGAAGAUAUUAAUGAAAAAUCUGAAGAUACCGCACUAAAUAGAUAACAUUGCGGGAAAUUAGGCUAAUACUUAAAUUAAAUAUUGUUUUUAAAAUUUUAGAAUACUAGAUUCGGAGAUAAUAUUUAAAAAUCGAUUUCACGCGUUAAUAUGAAUUUCUCAUUGACUUGAUUUCUUUCAAAGAACAAGAUAAAAUUAUCUAUAGUAAAUAAAGUAUUUAUAUUCGUUGCCCAGUUGAUAAAAUUUAAUGCUUCGUUGUAAUCUAGUAUUGAUGAUUUCAUACUAAAUCAUUCUCAUAGAGACUAUUGAAGUUUGGUAAAAACUCGGACACAAUAAAUUAUAAAAAUAGCCUACGGCGCGUUGGAGAGCAUUGACUGUUUUGACAUGAAGGUGCCUUUAGUAUUGUAUACUUAUAUUCUAAUUUAGAAAUCGGUUUAUACCUAGUUAUUAUAGUUGUAUAUUUGAUACAAGGUCUUAAGAACUUCAUAGAUAAAAUGGGACAUUCCAUAUGUACUUAGUUAAUUUUACUUUGUAUUUAUGAGAUUUGAUAUUGAUAACAUUAAUCGUAUUGUAGCUAGCAACACUCCUAGAUAUUCCUUAACUAAUUACUAUUUAUAAAAUUAUUAAAAUUCGAAUCAUAAGAGUAUGAAUAAAUUUGUAUCAAUUA
This is a messenger RNA of Manduca sexta (tobacco hornworm), 2220 nucleotides long. RefSeq names its product facilitated trehalose transporter Tret1. The transcript is spliced from 8 exons. Gene Ontology annotation, molecular function: transmembrane transporter activity. Gene Ontology annotation, biological process: transmembrane transport. The record is from RefSeq and is a predicted model, not a curated record. Lineage: Eukaryota; Metazoa; Arthropoda; Insecta; Lepidoptera; Sphingidae. Gene Ontology annotation, cellular component: membrane. The coding region runs from base 105 to 1601 and encodes 498 amino acids.